Molecule: messenger RNA, 1014 nt
Organism: Eruca vesicaria subsp. sativa (arugula)
Lineage: Eukaryota; Viridiplantae; Streptophyta; Magnoliopsida; Brassicales; Brassicaceae
Source: the annotation of a GenBank genome assembly
AUGCAGUGGUUAGACAAGCAUCCUAAAUAUUUCUCCAAUCCCUUCUACAUAGCCGGGAAUUCUUAUUCUGGUAAGGUGAUUCCCGCGAUCGUUCAAGAGAUUUCAAAUGGAAAUUGUAUAUGCUGCAAACCUCAAAUAAAUCUUCAGGGCUAUGUGCUCGGAAAUCCGGCAACAGAAGUUGAUCAUGAUCGUAACAGUCGCAUUCCAUUUGCUCAUGGAAUGGCACUCAUCUCUGAUGAACUCUAUGAGUCAAUGAAGAAAAGGUGUGGAGGAAAUUAUUUUAACGUGGAUCCUCAAAACACAGAAUGCUUGAAACUCGUUCAAGACUUCAACAAGUCUGUUUCUAGAAUAUAUGAAGAACUCAUCCUAGAAUCAAAUUGUGACCCUACAUCUCCUGAUUGCUAUACGUAUCGGUAUUCGCUAUCCGAAUACUGGGCUAAUAACGAGAGCGUACGUAGAGUACUCAAAGUGGCGAAGGGGACUACAGGAAAAUGGGAGCGAUGUAACUAUAAUGUCCACUGCAAUAAGAACAUUAAAAGCAGCAUACCAUACCAUAUGAAUAGCAGCAUUGAAGGCUAUCGAUCUCUCAUCAUCAGUGGCGAUCAUGAUAUGACAAACCCUUUCAUUGGAACUCAAGACUGGAUAAGGUCUCUAAACUUUUCCAUUGUUGAGAAAUGGAGGCCAUGGAUGGUACAUGAUAAAGUCGCUGGAUACACCAAGACUUAUGCUAAUAACAUGACAUUUGCCACUGUUAAAGGAGGCGGGCACACACUAGAAUAUAAACCAGUGGAGAGUUCAAUCUUGUUCGAGAGGUGGAUAAGUGGCCAACCUCUUUAAACAAAUAAACCUUAAUCGUGGAGUUAUCUUAUUAACGUUAAAGCCGAAAGUGUUUAGUUUCUUGAUUCAUACACAUAUUUCGUUAUUAUUUUGACUAAUGUUUUGUUUCCUUGUUUUGAAAUUCUUAAAUUGAAAUUCGAAGCUGGGAGUCUCAGUUACAAAGAUUGCUUUUAUCUG